Pundamilia nyererei is the source of this 3393-nucleotide messenger RNA. Its product is annotated as sphingomyelin synthase-related protein 1-like. Gene Ontology annotation, cellular component: plasma membrane; endoplasmic reticulum membrane; Golgi membrane. The record is from RefSeq and is a predicted model, not a curated record. The coding region runs from base 174 to 1463 and encodes 429 amino acids. Gene Ontology annotation, molecular function: ceramide cholinephosphotransferase activity; protein binding; sphingomyelin synthase activity. Gene Ontology annotation, biological process: ceramide biosynthetic process. The transcript is spliced from 6 exons. Lineage: Eukaryota; Metazoa; Chordata; Actinopteri; Cichliformes; Cichlidae.
GCAGGAGGCAUCCUGCUCCUCUUGGCUGCUUUUUGUUUGCUGUUGCCUCUUCCUGUUUGUUGUUGCUUAGUAGUCCGAAGCAUGUUGGCUGUGAAAUACUCCUAUGAGCGGUGGAGUAAACAGACGGCUCAUCCGCACCUUGUAGCAGCGCAGUGACAGUGGAUGUUUGCAGCAUGGCACUGUCGGAAGAUGAUGUGAGUGCCUGGAGCUGUAAGCAGGUGGCCCAGUGGCUGAAGGAAGAAGGUUUUGGGCAGUAUGUGGAGCUACUGUGCACACAGCACCGCCUGGACGGCCUCAGUCUGCUGGCUCUGACUGAGGCCGACCUGAGGGGUCCUCCUCUGGGCCUCACGGUGCUGGGAGACAUCAAAAGGCUAACCAUAGCCCUCCGCCAGCUCCAGAGAAAAAACCAGGCCCAGCUAGAGGAGCUGGGCCUCUCACCUUCGGACAGUCUUCCCGCCGGGCUCUCCACAGGCACUACUGGGGUCAAGUGGAGCUGCGAUGGAGCUGACGGGUGUAAUGGAGGUGAUCGCUUGUGUAACGGGACUGAGCUGCGGUCAAGGAACAGCAAUAGAUCUGGAUACAGCUCAGGAGCGGUGCUGUGUCACACACACUCCAACGGGAGGUGUAGGCAGCACUUAGCUGGUAGAUUGGACCCAGAGGUUUGGAAAACAGUCAUCAGUUCCAUAUAUGUUUUUCUUGUUUUUGGAUUCACAUCUUUUGUCAUGGUCAUCGUACAUGAGCGCGUCCCUGACAUGAGGACAUACCCACCGCUGCCUGAUAUAUUCCUGGACAGUGUACCCAGAAUUCCUUGGGCUUUUGCCAUGGCUGAAGCUUGUGGUCUCAUCUUAUGUUACAUGUUUCUGUUGAUCCUGCUCCUUCACAAACACAGGUCCAUCCUCUUCAGGCGGCUGUGUUCUUUAAUGGGAACGGUGUUUUUGCUUCGUUGCUGCACCAUGUUUGCCACCUCGCUUUCUGUGCCAGGGCAGCACCUGAAGUGUGCCAGCAAGACAUAUGGUGACACCUGGGGAAAGAUACAGAGGGCUCUAACAAUCUGGAGUGGAUUUGGGAUGACUCUGACAGGCGUGCAAACCUGUGGAGACUACAUGUUCAGUGGGCACACUGUUGUCAUCACGAUGCUCAACUUCUUUGUGACUGAAUAUACUCCACGAACAUGGAAUCUGAUUCACACCAUAUCUUGGGUGUUAAACCUGUUUGGGAUUUUCUUCAUCCUGGCUGCUCACGAGCACUACUCCAUCGACGUGUUCAUCGCCUUCUACAUCACCACCCGCCUCUUCCUCUACUAUCACACCUUAGCUAACACUCGUGCCUACCAGCAUAGCCGAAGGGCACGCAUUUGGUUCCCCAUGUUCUCCUUUUUUGAGUGUAACGUGAAUGGACCCGUCCCCAACCAGUAUCACUGGCCCUUCAGUAAACCGGCCUUCAUGAAAACUCUGAUUGGAUAAAGUUGAAGUUACAGUAGUGGAAACAUGCAUGGGACUCUAAUGUGAAUGCCUUAGUGAAAAAACUUGAUAAUUUAUGAUACAAAAAAACUUAAAAACAUGUUCUCUUUGAUUAAUUUCUCUGAUAAAAGUGACAGUUGUGGAACAAUACUUUCUUACAUGUUAGAUUAGCUGUCAAUAUAGAAGUUAGCUAACUUCUAUGUUGACAUUUAGCUAAGCUUAGCACAUGGACUGGAAACCGGGGUAUAGUUGACCAGGGUCUGUUUAAGGGUACACUACCAGCACAUUUGAAAUGAUAAACUAUUUUUUAUAAACAUCAAGUUUUAGUAAUACUGAUGUUUUGAUAUUUGUUGUUUGGAUUUUUAUUUUUUUAUUUUUUAACUUUGGAUAAACGUCGUUGGUUGUUUCUGGUCUUUACGCUAAGCUAAGCUAUGCUGUCUGGCUGCUAACUAUAGAGGUUUCUCACAGGACAACAGAUUUCUCACCAUGUUGGACAUGAUACAACCACCAGUUGCUAAGAAAAAUACAUUCACCCUGUGAUUGCCGUGGUUGCAAGAAGAUCAUUGUAAACGUCUGUAGUUAGCAUGGAAGAUACCAACUUAAGUGGAAAUACUCUCUUACUAACCACUGAGUGGUAGUGAAACUUGGAAAAAGUGUAGCGCAAACCAGAAAUGGAGAUUGUCUCCAAAAUAAAAGCUGUUUCUCACGGUUUACAAUGUUAUUUUUAAAACUCAACUUCUGCUUUCACUUUAAAGUCAAAUAGUCUCUGUUUGUUGGACUUCUCACAGUUUCACUACUUUUUGGAGAGCAGUUGGUGAGUGAUUGCAGACAAGUUGCUGUCUUUCAUGCUAACUAUGGGGAAUCAAAAUAAUCUCAAAGAGGUUUUUGCCAACCAGUAGGGGAUUACUCAUUUUUCCCUAGUAACUGGUGGGGUUCGGGGUCACUGAAUGUUCUCUACACCUGUGAGAGUGGGGCCUUAUUUACUUGGCCUAUAUUGUCACAUGUCCAAAAUGGCAAAAGUUAACAUCACGUGGUUAGCAGUCACAUGACUCCAAAAAGUCAGUUUCAUAUGUACAUUAUAUCAGACGCUGAAUAAGUGUUUGUCUCAAAAUGUUGAGCAGUACCUUUAAAUGUAAUUGCACACUGCCAAAGGAAAAGAAUGAGAUUUAUUUGUUGGCUAAGCGAUGCAGGUACAUUUAUUUUCUUUGAAGAUUUGCCUUUAAAUGAUCACUUUUGUCAUUCUUAGCUUCUGCUUUGGGUUUGUUUAUUGUUCGGUGGUGGUUUGGGUUUUUGGUGGUACUUGAUAAUUACAGCAGAAAUCUAAUGAGAUAGCUGUGGGUUGAUACUGUAGUUGUGCCUCUUCGGGAGUUGAGGUGGUGAUGCCUCAGAGCUCAGGCUUUGCUGCAAACAUAUCUGACACCUGUUGGAUAGCUGCUACCAAAGGAGCACUCGUUUCUUUAGAUGUGCAAAAAAAAAAAAAAUCCUCUGCACUAACAUAAAAAAUGUCUUUUAUUUCACUUGCACUAAGAUGAAUUCACCACUGACAUAGAGCUCCCUAUAUUCAGAGUUAAACUCAAUAAAGUAUGUGAGUAUUCAUUGCAAAAAAUGUAUAUUUUGCACAUUAAACCUUAUAUGUGUAAUUGUUUCUUUAUCCCAGUUUGAUACUCUGUCAUGGUUUUCUACGAUUUUUUUUUAAUUUUAUUUCUUUUUACUGAUUGUUAAGUGGUGACUGUAGAAACAUGGAGAUAUCAUCUGUUGCCUAUAAAGCUUUAAAAGCAGUUUGUUUUUUUUUAAGCAAAGGUUCAAAAGUGCAGUGUUUACUCUGGCAGGUCUGAUCCAAACUUUAUCUCUUUAACUGUUUACAAAGCGUAUCGUUUAUCGAUGCAAGUAAUCAAUCUCUGCCUUUUGGCUCAGGAAUAAAAGUUGCUAGACA